Messenger RNA from Podospora anserina S mat+, 627 nucleotides. RefSeq lists its product as uncharacterized. Bases 1 to 627 code for a protein of 208 amino acids. The record is from RefSeq and is a predicted model, not a curated record. The transcript is spliced from 4 exons. Lineage: Eukaryota; Fungi; Ascomycota; Sordariomycetes; Sordariales; Podosporaceae.
AUGGCCGGUUCAUAUGACGCUGCCACUUACUUGCUCGACAAGGAAAACAUCCGCGACACUGUGAUCCGCAUGAUGUUCGCCUUUGACGACGCCGCCACUGAAACAUUGAUCAAUGAUGUUUAUGCGCCUGUCAUCGAGCUCAGCUACGACAAGCUGUUGCUCGGUGAUGAGUUUCAUCAGAAGAAGAUCUCCAGUGAGGAGUGGGCUAAAAGUCUGGAGCAUAUGCAUGACAAGUUUGAUACGACGGAGCAUAUUAUUCAGAACGUUUUGAUUGAGCUACCGCAGCCGGGGGGUGGGGUGCAGAGGCCAAAAAAUGUCAAGGCGAGGGCUAUCGCUCAUGGGAUCUUCUACAAGAGGGAUGGGGGGGAGGGGAGGCCGUGUGUUAUGGCUUUGAGGAAUGGGGUGAGUCAGUUUCUGGCUCGUACAAGCUGGAGCUGGUCAGGAUUGAGGAGAAGGAGGAGAAGGGGGAGAAUCCGUGGCGGAUUAGUGGGUUGGAUGUCACGCUUGACUGGCAGGAUAGGCCUAGUUCUUGAGGGCCAAAUCAAUCGUUGUCUCUUUAGCCAGCCUCGGCAUCUUCUACCUGUGUCUAAAGUACUUUCCGUGGAAAGAAAAUGUUUGGCUGGAUGA